Molecule: messenger RNA, 5850 nt
Organism: Hippopotamus amphibius kiboko
Lineage: Eukaryota; Metazoa; Chordata; Mammalia; Artiodactyla; Hippopotamidae
Gene: ZNF217
Product: zinc finger protein 217
Exons: 6
Coding region: 564-3629 (1021 amino acids)
Biological process (GO): regulation of DNA-templated transcription
Cellular component (GO): nucleus
Molecular function (GO): RNA polymerase II cis-regulatory region sequence-specific DNA binding; DNA-binding transcription factor activity, RNA polymerase II-specific
Source: RefSeq, a predicted model, not a curated record
AGGGCGCAACAGCUGCUCGCUGAGCACUUUCUGACCCAACAGUCCCCCUGCGCCGGACGCGCCGCGCCCCGGCGGCUCUAGGGACCCCCCGCGCCUGCACUGUCCCCGCGCGGACGAGUAGGGGGCGCCCGCGCCUUUGCCCCCCGUGAGCACCCCCGCCCCGCUCACCUUAGCCCCGCGCCCGAGGUUUUGGAAAUCCCUUGUCUCCAGGUUGCUGGAAUUGACUUCUUGCUCAACUGAAUCACUCACUCGAUGAAGACAAAGAGAACUAAUGCUUGUGCUGACUCAUCUCUGAAUCCAGGCACCGGGGAGUCUGUCUGCCUGGUUUGUGGAAAGAUCCAGUGAUCUGUCUUUAUCACCGAGCUUCCUCAGACUUCUGAAGAUAAGAAGUUAGAGGAACAUACACUGUCUUUUGAGUUUUUAUAACAAAUAUUUGCCCUAGUUUUGAAGCCUCGGGCUGCUGGGCGUGUGAGUGACAAGUCUUUACAAGUGGCCUUAUUCCAACUCCAGAGAUUCCUCAACUGGAUUCUAAUUUUAUAUACAGUCCUCAAGAGACAGGAAACAUGCCAACUCAAUCCCUCCUGGUGUAUAUGGACGGACCAGAAGUUAUUGGCAAUUCCCUUGGCACCCAAAUGGAGAUGGAUGACGCCAUGAUGAUAAAAGGGAGCGCCACUGUUCCUUUCAGAGCCACGCAGGAGAAGAACAUCAUCCAGAUGGAAGGGUAUAUGCCCUUGGACUGCAUGUUCUGCAGUCAAACCUUCACACGUUCGGAGGACCUCAAUAAGCACGUCUUAAUGCAACAUCGGCCUAUCCUCUGUGAGCCUGCCGUACUGCGUGUCGAAGCCGAGUAUCUGAGUCCUCUUGAUAAAGUUCAAGUGAGAACAGAGCCUCCAAAGGACAAGAAUUGCAAGGAAAACGAGGAACUCAGCUGUGAAGUGUGUGGGCAGACCUUUCGAGUCGCUUUUGACGUUGAGAUCCACAUGAAGAAACACAAGGACUCUUUCACUUACGGGUGUAACGUGUGCGGCAGAAGAUUCAAGGAGCCCUGGUUUCUGAAGAAUCACAUGCGAACGCACACUGGCAAGUCGGGGGCCAAGAGCAGACCGCAGCCAGGCCUGGAGAGCCCGGCGACCAUCAACGAGGUGGUUCAGGAGCACGCGGCCGAGAGCAUCUCCUCUCCUUAUAAGAUCUGCAUGGUUUGUGGCUUUCUGUUUCCAAAUAAAGAAAGUCUCAUCGAUCACAGGAAGAUGCACACCAAAGACACUGCUUCCGGUACCCGCGGCUCACAGACAGACACGCAGCAGGAGGGAAUGCCAUCGCCGGGGGAAGAGUUGCUGCAGUUCUUAAACUUAAGACCCAGGUCUCACCCCGAGAUCGUGAAGAAGCCGGCCAAGUGGAUACCUCAGCUGGACCCGUUCACCACCUACCAGGCCUGGCAGCUGGCCACCAAAGGGAAGGUCGCCGUGUGCCGAGAGGUGAAGGAGCAGCCGGGCCAGGAGGGGAGCACUGACAACGAUGAGUCGUGCUCAGAUAAGGAGGAGCUGGGAGAGGUUUGGAGCACGAAUAAAAGCCAUCCCGAAGGUUCCGGAAAGUCCAAGACAAGUAAAAGCGGUUGUCCAGGCCUCUCGCAGGAUAAGGAGAAGCCUAGACACCCCAACGGUGAAGUGCCUUCUGUGGACACGGACCCCAAGUUAGCCAGUAACAAAGAGAAGCCUACACAUUGCUCCGAGUGUGGCAAAGCCUUCAGAACCUACCACCAGCUGGUCUUGCACUCCCGGGUGCACAAGAAGGACCGCAGGGCGGACGCCGAGUCGCCGACCAUGCCCGUGGAUGGCAGGCAGCCGAGGACGUGCUCCCCGGACCUGCCCCCCACUCUGGAGGAGAAUGGAGCCAUCGACCGGGAAGGUGGCUCUGAGGACGGGUCCGAGGAUGGGCUUCCAGAAGGGCUUCACCUGGAUAAAAAUGAUGAUGGAGGAAAAAUAAAGCAUCUUACAUCCUCAAGAGAAUGUAGUUAUUGUGGAAAGUUUUUCCGUUCAAAUUAUUACCUCAAUAUUCAUCUCAGAACGCAUACAGGUGAAAAACCAUACAAAUGUGAAUUUUGCGACUAUGCUGCAGCGCAGAAGACCUCUCUGCGGUAUCACCUGGAGAGACAUCACAAGGACAAGCAGAUUGAUGCUGCUGCGGAGGUCAAGAACGAAGGGAAGAACCAGGAGACCGAAGAUGCACUCCUAACCGCUGACAGCGCGCACACCAAAAAUUUGAAAAGAUGUUUUGAUGGUGCCAAAGAUGUUAAAGGCAGCCCACCUGCAAAGCAACUGAAGGGGAUGGCCCCUGCCUUUCAGAACGUUCUGGGCAGUGCUGUCCUCUUACCAGUACACAAAGAUACUCAGGAUUUCAGUAAAAACGCAGCUGAUGACAGUGCCGAUAAAAUGAGCAAAAAUCCUGCCCCUGCUUACUUGGACGUGUUGAAAAAGAGAUCAGCAGGUGAACCUCAGGCAAACAACCUCAUCUGUAGAACAGAAGCGGAUGCGGCCCCGCACCCAGACGGCCGGGUGGCCCAUCACGUCCAGGUCGGCCACAGAGACAAGAAAGCGGAGGUCGACGCGGACUGUCAGGAAAAACCCUUAAACUUAUCCCUCGGGGCUUCCCAUGGCUGCCCGGCAGCUUCUUUGGGUAAAAGUGUGACCACGAGUAGCACCUGCCCAUUCUGUACCUUCAAGACAUUUUAUCCAGAGGUUUUAACGAUGCACCAGAGACUGGAGCAUAAGUACAAUCCCGACAUCCACAAAAACUGUCGGAACAAGUCUUUGCUUCGGAGUCGACGGACCGGAUGCCCCCCAGCUCUGCUGGGGAAAGAUGUGCCUCCCUUGUCGAAUCCCUACAGGCCCAAGCCCAGGCCCGCCUUCCCGGCGCAGCCCAAACCCCUGCCGCCCGAGAAGGCGCGGCCCGCCGCCCCGGGGCCCGGCAAAGCCCCUCUGCCUUCAGGGAUCGACGCCAGCACUUUAGCCCCCAGCGACCUGAAGGCCCAGCGGCCGCCGCAGAGCCUCGGGGGGCCAGGGGCCGCCCCCGCCCGGCCGCCGCCCUGCGAGCCGCUCGCCAAGGCCGGCGCGGCCGCGGCCCCGGCCCCGGAGAAAGCCAAGCGGCCCGAGCCCAAGCCCCGGCCUCCGGCCCAGCCCGCCCCGGGCGCCGCCCUCAACGGCGCCGACCACCCCGCCAGGAACGACGGCCCCUGGAUGCCCGCGGCCCGGGACUACUUCUGCGGCCGGAGCGCCGAGGCGGGGGAGCCGCUCCCCAAGCGGCCGCGGGCGCUGGACGCGGACCCCCCCGGCGCGCACGCGCACUGCCGGCGGCCCUUCGACCUGCCCAAGUACCGCGUGGUGCGCGGCCUGGCGGCGCUGCUGCCUCCCGAGUGCGCGUGCGCGCCGCCCGCCGCGCUGCCCGCGCAGAAGCCCUUCGCCGCGGCCGCGGCCCUGUUCCCCUGCGGCCCCGCGGGCCCCGCGGCCGGCCCGGCGCUGGAAGGAAAAAGGCCUGUGUCCUAUCAACACUUAUCUAGCAGCAUGCUACAAAAGAGGAACUAUGAGAGUUUUAUUGGGAAUGCACAUUAUCGACCAAAUGACAAAAAAACUUGAUUUCCUAUUUUGGGGAUGAAAGGUCUUGAUGGAUAUAAAUGUGUACUCUCCAUGAAAUUAAAUUAAUUCAUCCUUUGAAACAAGCAAAUGGUGGAAGCUACUGAAAUAAGCUGUGAUUGUACUGUACAUAUAACAUACAAGGAACACUACGGUUUUGUAAAGUUGUUCUGUUAACUUUUGUACCAAAUAGCAAUAAAAACUAUAGUCGGAACUGUUGGGUUGUACACAAAUGGAGACCAGACAUCUCUAUUUUGCCCUGGAUAAUAUUUUUUUUAGAAUUGACCAAAUAAGAAGUGGAGUUUUUUGCAUACUUGAGCGCUGCUGAAAAGAAAUCAUUUGGGUUGGGGGGUGGGGAGGGGAGAAAGUAUAUAACGCUUGCACCUCAGGUAAAAAUCUGUAUGCGUAUGUUGUAGAGCCGCUUGUCUAGAUACUGUGUGUGUUCUUUCCCCCAGUGUCGCUCAUCACUUUGAGCGCGUUUCUGCUCUGUGUCCUCUUUCAUUUAAAAUGUAUGUUUUUUAAAAAAGAAUUUCUCAAUGACUUGUAUUAUGUUAAAUCCUCCGCAGUCUGUUGUCUUAACUGAAUUGUUAACAGAAGUGUUGACCCUCUCUAAAUAUGUUCUGCGUGUACUGAGAUCAGCCUUUCUGAAUUUGGUGCCCUUUUUACUGCAAAUUUCAGUAUGUCAUCUGAGAAAGACCCAGACCCACAGUCCUUUUCUGAGGGAAUGACGUGGUUUGUGGGAUUCUUAAGUGCGUGUAUCUACAGAGAAGUGUUUCCUCUGUAGGCCAGCCACACAUUCAGUAAAUAUACCAAAUUGUAUGUGGAGUUACUUGAAUAUGUUUUCUAUCAAAUUAAUCAUUUUUGUUGGAAAAUUCCUGGUUUUUUUUUGGCGUUUGCCUAAAUUAGUAUAUAAAAAUAUAAACGCUAAAUUAUACACGUGAAUUACAUACAUUGGAAGCAAUUUUAAAAGAAAUGAAAGUUUUGGGAUAAAUUUUAGGUUUGCAUUUAGGUGUGUCUGGCAUUUGGGUUAACUGUUAAUUACAGACACAUGGAUUCUGCAGGAGUGCUGUCGGAGUCUCCUGGUCCUCGGGGGAGAGGUAAUCUGUUUUGAGACCUCAGUUGUCUUCCCAUUUUUGGUGGUUUUGAAGCAGCAACGUUUUUCUCAGUGUACGUGCAAUUUGGGUUUUAAAGAGAGGCUAGCCACCCGCUGGCAUACUAGAUGUUUUAAAUUCUGUUUCCUUGCUCCGCCAUCCAUGGCUGAGUGCAUUCUGCAGUACCUGGGUUAAAUGACCACGAAAUACUUUAUUAAGAAAACUGUUUCAGAAAUAAAUUUGCACUGUUAAUUUUUCUUGCCCUGCCCUUCUCCAUUAGAGCAAGGGUAAUGUCCUCAAAGAAUCCUGACUUUUGUUUGUUUGUUUGUUUGUUUUCAUUAUGCAACAUGACGGCUACUUGAUAGAAAAAGUCUUAACUCCCAGGCGAAAGGGGAGACCUAAUUUGAGAUCAGUCUGCUGGCAUUGUGAGGAAGUGCUUUGUAUCAGGAAAGUGUACACUAUUUACCUUUCUUCCUGUUCACAAGCUGAGCCAUAUGUACAUAAUCUAGAUUUUUGUUCAUAGUUUUGCACUUUUAUAGCCUACUUGUGAAGAUGAACACAUUUGCAAGAUGAUUGACCUGAUCCUUAUCUAAUCCAAUGAGUGUUACAGAAAGCUUGCUGUGACGAUAAAUGUAAAUCUUAAAAGGGGAUACACGGUAAUCGAGGGCUGAAAUUUAAAUCUUUAUUUAAAAAAAAAAAAUCACCAAAUCUAUUUGAAAACAAGUCAAUUCGUGUUUUGCUGAAAUUUUGGGGGCUUUCAGAUUUCUCCUUUUUAACCACAUUUCUGAGUGCAUAAAAAUAUGUUUUUUUUUUUUUUUUCUUUCUACAGCCCUUGUACUCCAAAAUAUGUUUUUUUUUUUUGGUCCAUCAGUAUUAACUAUUGGGAUACUACUGGUUUUGUAUGUUUUAUUUUUUUCUUGGAGACAGCAGUACAUAUAAUAGAGGUACAAUCUGUUGGAUUUUUGUUUAUGUAUUUAUUUCAUUCCAGUUUGAUUUAUUUUAAUUGUUGAUACUUAAGUUGUCCAACCCGUUAGACAUUACUUGUUUUAUUUAUGAUAUAUUUCAGCUUAAAGUUAUGUUAUUAUAUGUGGAUGUAAAUAUAGAUUUGGUGUUUUGCAGCCUCGGGCUUUGGU